AUGGAGGAGAUCAGGGAGAGAUCAACAGCUUCAAGACCACCAAUGCCCACCUCGUUCUUCGACCUGCCACGCGAACUCCGGGACAUAAUCUACUGGGAAGUCCUCAUCUCACCAACAGGAUACAUCGAGCCCGUCCCGAUCCCCAUCGUCCAUCACAAGAAGCCGCCGGCCAACCAGAUCCGCCGCCAACGGUUCAAGCUGCGCAUCUUCCCCUCGAGCGCGUCCUCCUCCUCCUCCUCCUCCUCCUCUCCGUCCAGCUCAGAGAAGAAUGGCGUCGUCUCCCUCUCCCUCGCGCGAGUCUGCCGCCAGAUCAAUUUGGAAACGCGCGCCCUCUUCUGGAAGCAUAACACGUUCCACUUCGACACGCCCUACAGCUUAAUCAAGACGCUCAAAGAGAUGGGACAGAUCCCCAGCCGGCUCAUCACAUCCAUCUCGCUAUCUCUCUCCAUCUCGCUGUGCAAACUGCUGCCGAAAGCGCUCCGGCUGCUAGCGUCGCGGACGCGCCAUGGUGCGUUUCGUCGUCUGAGCUUGGAUAUCGCGAGGUCGGAUCUGAUAGGUAUCGCGCGGUGCAAGACGAGCGGGGAUGAGAAGCGCAUCGAUGAUUAUGAUGAGCUGCUGGGCAUGCUGAGGGAGGGUAGUGCGGGGUGGAUGGUGUAUAUUCGGCCGUGUGUUACGGAAAACGGAGUCAAGGAGUGA
This is a messenger RNA of Amorphotheca resinae ATCC 22711, 696 nucleotides long. RefSeq lists its product as hypothetical. The record is from RefSeq and is a predicted model, not a curated record. Lineage: Eukaryota; Fungi; Ascomycota; Leotiomycetes; Helotiales; Amorphothecaceae. Bases 1 to 696 code for a protein of 231 amino acids. The transcript has 2 exons.